Molecule: messenger RNA, 2315 nt
Organism: Postia placenta MAD-698-R-SB12
Lineage: Eukaryota; Fungi; Basidiomycota; Agaricomycetes; Polyporales; Adustoporiaceae
Exons: 8
Coding region: 36-2042 (668 amino acids)
Biological process (GO): ribosomal large subunit biogenesis
Cellular component (GO): nucleolus
Molecular function (GO): GTP binding; GTPase activity; RNA binding
Source: RefSeq, a predicted model, not a curated record
CAUACUCCUUCCGCACAUCAUCCUGGGCUAGCAACAUGUCGACCAGCGGACUAAAGGCCAUCUCCCCCGUGCCUACGGCGGCGGACUUUCUCGACAUCGUCUUGUCCAAGACGCAGAGGAAGACCCCCACGGUCAUCCACAAAAACUUCAAGAUCAGUCGUAUACGAAACUUUUACAUGCGCAAGGUCAAAUUCACGCAAGAUUCAUUCGAUGAAAAGCUUAGCGCCAUCUUGGAAGAAUUCCCUAUGCUUGAUGACAUACACCCAUUCCUGUCUUCCCUUAUGAACGUGCUGUACGAUAAAAACCAUUACAAGCUCGCUCUCGGUCAGCUUCGUACCGCGAGACAUCUCAUCGACCAAGUCGCAAAAGACUAUGUUCGUCUUCUCAAGUUCGGUGACAGCCUGUACCGAUGCAAGCAGCUCAAGCGGGCUGCACUGGGUCGCAUGGCUACGAUCAUGCGCCGACAAAAAGACCCACUUGCCUACCUCGAGCAAGUGCGCCAACACAUUUCCCGUCUCCCCAACAUCGACCCCACCGCCCGUACCCUCCUUAUUUGCGGUUAUCCAAACGUCGGCAAAUCAUCUUUCAUUAACAAGGUCACCCGCGCGGAUGUCGACGUCCAGCCCUACGCCUUCACCACCAAGUCCCUUUUCGUCGGUCACCUCGAUUACCGCUACAUGCGCUGGCAGGUGAUUGACACGCCCGGGAUCCUCGACCACCCGCUCGAGGAUAUGAACACGAUCGAGAUGCAGAGCAUUACAGCGCUCGCGCAUCUGAAGAGCUGCGUGCUCUACUUCAUGGACCUCAGCGAGCAAUGCGGGUAUAGCAUCGAGGCGCAGUGCAAGCUCUACCACUCCAUCAAGCCUCUCUUUGCGAACAAGCCGACCAUGCUAGUGAUCAACAAGAUCGAUGUGACGCGCCUCGAUGACCUCUCCCCGGAGAAUCGCGCGCUCGUCGAAGAGAUUAUCAACAGCGAGGGCGCGAUGCACGUCCAAGUCUCGUGUUACACUGAUGAGGGUGUCAUGGAGCUCAAGAACAAGGCGUGCGAUGCGCUUCUCGAGCACCGGGUCGACCAGAAGCUUAAGGGUAACAAGAUCAACUCGAUCCUUAACCGUCUGCAUGUCGCGCAGCCGAAGGCGCGCGACGACCUCGUCAGAGAGCCGUUCAUUCCUGAAGCAAUCAAGGAACGGAAGAAGUUCGACAUGAACGAUCCUGACCGGCCGAGGUUGGAGAAGGACAUUGAGGCUGAGGAGGGCGGGCCUGGAGUAUACAAUAUCAACCUCCGAAAGAACUACAUGCUCGCGAACCCUGAGUGGAAAAUGGACGUCAUCCCGGAGAUCAUGGACGGCAAGAAUGUUGCUGACUUCAUUGACCCCGACAUCCUCGAGAAACUCGAGGCGCUCGAGCGGGAAGAGGAGAAGCUGCAAGCAGAAGGCUUCUACGACAGUGAGGAAGACAUGUUUGACUCCGACGAUGAGCGAGAAGCUGUAGAGGCGAAGGUCUCCCGCCAACACAAGCUUGUCUCGCAGAGCGGCAAGAAGGCUAUGAAGAACCAGGCGAAACUCCCGCGGACAGUAGGCCUGCGGACGAUUACCGAACUCACGUCCGAGCUCACCAAGGCCGGCCUCGACCCCAGCCGCAUCCAGGAGCGCGCCGAGCGGCUCGCGAAGAUUGCUGGCGCGAAGCGGAAACGGCAGCGCGAGGAAGAGGAGGCGGAGAUGGACGUCGACGAGGACAAAGCCGCGGAGGACGAGGACGAGUGGAUGGACGUCGAUGGGGAAGAGCGGCCGACGCCAAGCAAGCGGGCGAAGGCGAAUUCGGGCGCUGUCAUCACAAAGGGCAAGCUGCCGAGGACGGAUCGUCGGUUGGGGGGUAUGCGGGACGAAGCUCAAGCAUCGAAAGCCAUCAAGCUGCGGGAUCUCAGUCACAGAAGCCGCAAUAUGCAGGCCAAGGCCGGAGAGAGCGACCGUGCCAUCAAGACCAAAAUGCCGAAGCAUUUGUUUGCUGGCAAACGGAAGAUGGGCAAGACAAAUCGCAGAUGAUCUUUGCCUUCUCCGUCAUUGUGUACUAUCUCGCUGUUCAUAUUAUCUUUCCCACUUUUGCAUUUACUUAUGGAUGGUUGACAUCGUUGACAUCGCUGCUCGAAUGUCUGAUCUGUCUACAACGAAAGCAACACUGUAUUCCAGUUCCAGCUAUACAGAUAAGCCAGCAUUGGCGCAAAGCAACUCGAGGGUGAAUAGUACACGGUAAGAACAGCAGUUGUGUUACGAAGAAAAGGUUGGCCACACGGAUGUGGGCGCAAUAAGUAAAUCCAA